This is a messenger RNA of Prorocentrum cordatum, 403 nucleotides long. The record is from the annotation of a GenBank genome assembly. NCBI's taxonomy places the organism in Eukaryota, Dinophyceae, Prorocentrales, Prorocentraceae.
AGCGCACGGGGCAUCGACGUCUCGGCGACGGCAAGUCUGCCUGCGGCGGAGGCGGCUGCCGGCGCCGGCUCCCCCGCGGAGCCCCCUCCCUGGCGGCACGCGGCGCUCUCCCGGGAGUCGUCGCGCUCCUCCGAGUCCACGGAGCGGCCAGGCCGUGGCCCGCGCAUCAGCUUCGGCCGCGGCGAGGUGGGCACCUACUUCGGAGACGCGACGCGCAGCCCCUCGCUGCCGCGGCUGCCAGAAGACCCGCUGCCGCCGGAGGGCGCAGGACCUCCAGCCCGGUCGCGGCCCCCGCGCUCGGCUGGCAGCUUCGGCGACGCCGCGAGGGGCUCCGAGGACCUGGCCGGUGGCGCAGCUGCCUGGUCGCAGCGGUCCUCCCCGAAGCUCUCCUCGAUCGCCCCGG